UAUCGAUUUCACUUUUCUUUUUUUUUUGGAGUGUCUGUCUUUUGAGUAUUUGACCCAGCUGAAAAUUUUCACAUUUUUCCAUACUUUUGCCCCUUCUGAUCCAUAGUCUUCUUUCUCAACUUCUUUGCAAGAACAGCUAUCAAUCUUCCAAGAACUCACCCAUUUGAGGUUUUUCUUCAGCAUUUCUUCAAUACAACAACAAACCCAAGUUUGCAAUCAUUCAUGGCCUCUACUUCUUCAUCCCCUUUAAUGGUUUAGGUUUGCUUUUUUCAGUCUCUCUCUUCUUGAACCCACUCUUGUGCUUGGUAGGUUGUGCCGCUGAGGAGAUGGGCCCUAAACUCCACUGAGGUUUAAUGGCGACAGGGGUCUCUUUCUUCUCCUUCAGUGGCCUCUUUGCUCCCAUUUUUCAGCUGUCUCGCAUUUAAUUUUUCCAUGAGAGUGUUUUUUUGAGCUAGAUAAGAUUUGGGGUUUCUGAUUUUUUGUCUGUAAACCUUGUGGGACGAGCUUUACACGAGGUUUCUCUGGUAGAUCUCUGAUUUCUGAAAUGGGUCUUUGAGAUAAUGCCCAAAUUAUGCUGGGUCUUUAUCUUCUACUUUAAUUUACUGUGUUUCUGAUGGGCUUUUUGUCUGCAUUUUUUUCGCCUUCGUAAUCCCUAGGAUGAUUUGUGAAUGUGGAGGUGGAUUUUGGAUGUGACAGGUGAUGAUCUCUUGAGUUCAAUGAUUAAUUAUGUUAAAAGAAGUUUUUCUCUACUUGAAGCCUGAAUUGUGGAUUUGCCAAAGUGGGAUAUAGAAGUUUGAAGAGUCAACCUGCUGUGACUAAUCUGUAUCGGACUAUUUGUGAUGCAUUUCUUGUUUUGGAACGGUUGUUGUACUGUUAGAUAAAUGUAAGGUUGGCUAGUGGUUGGACUUUGAAAAUUCAUCCGGUGCUGCAAUUCCCCCAAGGAAAGAGAUGGAGAGAAUGAUCCAACCUCCAUUGGUUGAUACAACAGCUUGUUUAUGUAGAGUAGAUGCAGGCCUCAAGACCGUUGCCGGGGCUAAAAAGUUUGUACCUGGCUCAAAGCUUUGUCUACAACCUAGCAUCAAACCAUCAAUACACCCAACUAGACCAAAGCCGGCUCGCAGUGACAGGAGCAGGAACCAAUCCCCCCUGCUUCCUGGACUACCUGACGAUCUUGCAAUAGCUUGCCUAAUCCGUGUCCCUAGGGUUGAACACCGUAAACUUCGAUUAGUUUGCAAAAGGUGGUAUCGUCUUUUGGCUGGAAACUUUUUUUACUCGCUCCGUAAGAGUCUAGGAGUUGCAGAGGAAUGGAUUUAUGUCAUUAAGAGAGACCGAGAUAAUAAGAUCUCAUGGCAUGCCUUUGACCCCGUAUAUCAGCUUUGGCAACCCCUUCCUCCUGUCCCUAAAGAAUAUUCUGAAGCUCUUGGGUUUGGCUGUGCGGUUCUUAGUGGUUGCCACCUCUAUGUGUUUGGUGGCAGAGACCCAAUAAAAGGAACAAUGAGGCGAGUCAUUUUUUACAGUGCCAGAACAAAUAAAUGGCACCGAGCCCCGGACAUGCUUCGUAGGCGACAUGUCUUUGGGUCAUGUGUGAUAAACAACUGUUUGUAUGUUGCAGGUGGGGAAAAUGAAGGUGGCCACCGAUCUUUGAAAUCUGCUGAAGUAUAUGACCCAAAUAAGAAUAGAUGGACAUUCAUUUCUGAUAUGAGCACACCCAUGGUGCCCAUAAUUGGAGUUGUUUAUGAGGGCAAAUGGUAUUUGAAGGGUUUUGGGGCUCAACGUCAGGUUCUAAGCGAUGUUUACCAGCCCGAAACAGACAGUUGGUGUUCUGUUUAUGAUGGAAUGGUUGCAGGUUGGAGGAACCCAAGUGUCUCCUUAAACGGACAUCUUUAUUCUGUCGACUGCAAGGACGGCUGCAAACUUAGAGUCUACGACGAAGUAUCCAACUCCUGGAACAAGAGUAUAGAUAGCAAGCUGCAUCUGGGCAAUUCUAAGGCGUUGGAGGCAGCUGCUCUUGUUCCACUCAAUGGAAAGUUGUGCAUUAUUCGCAAUAAUAUGAGCAUUUCUCUUGUCGAUGUUUCAAAGUGCGAAGAUGCUGAUGGUGCUCCUGGUGAACAUUUAUGGGAAACCUUAGCAGGAAAAGGGCAACUCAUAACUUUGGUCACAAAUCUGUGGUCCAGUCUUUCGGGUCGAAGUCGCCUUAAAAGCCACAUUGUUCACUGCCAGGUGCUUCAAGCCUGAAAAUUUUCUUUCUUAGGCUUCUGGUGUUUAUAUGUUCUAUUUUUGGUUUUCCUCUUUACAUAUCUUAUAAUCAUGCUUAGAUGUCAGACAUGGAGAAUCAAUGCUAGUAAUCAAUCAAUACUACUUCAAAUAGUUUUGUCAUAUGGACAAUUUUAUCCUCUCUGUCUUAAUUCUUUUUUUCUUGUCAUUUGUGAGAAAGAAAAGGGUAACAAAAUUGUCCAUUCACUAUAAAAUUAUUUGUAGUAGUAUUGAACUUGUUAGAGAAUACUAUUAUAGAACUUGAAAUAUUUCUGCAAUACAGUAUCAAGUGAUUCAGAUUGUGACAGGCAAUGAGCCUUUCUUGAUAAAUGUAGGUACAUACCGUAUACAGAUCAUGUGCAUUAGAGAGUUCCCAACUUCUCUGGAGAUUCUGCUCUUGUAAACUGCUGUUACUUGAAUUUAAUAUGAAACAUUACAA
This is a messenger RNA of Cucumis sativus (cucumber), 2692 nucleotides long. Its product is annotated as F-box/kelch-repeat protein At1g55270. Lineage: Eukaryota; Viridiplantae; Streptophyta; Magnoliopsida; Cucurbitales; Cucurbitaceae. The transcript has 2 exons. Gene Ontology annotation, molecular function: protein binding. Bases 949 to 2235 code for a protein of 428 amino acids. The record is from RefSeq and is a predicted model, not a curated record.